UGGGCAUGGCAGGCUCAGAUAAAAGCAGAGCUAUCUACAGCCUCGUUCUUUGGCAGAGGGAGAUUAAAGAUGUCUACAUCAUGAAGAGUGUCAUAUGAAUAAUAACCAUGACAGCUUGACCUAAUGCAACAGAGCCAAAACAAACAAACAAAAACCCCCAAAAUAAAACAACCACUAAUGAAAAAACUUACCUGUUUGUUUAGGCAACUGGAAUGAGGAAAUAUAACCAUACGUAAUAAGCUAAUAACCUGCCAAAAGUACCUGCAACUUCUUUUUUUAUUUAUUUUUUUUUUAUUUGCCAGCGGCUGGCCGCUGGCUGUUUGGCUGCUUGUUAUCUUCCUACCUGCUUCAUGUCAUCUACUUUGUACUUUGAGCUUUGGAAUUUGAUUUUUUUUUGUUCUCUUUCUGCUUAUAUUAGCAGCUUCUCUGAGGAAGAUCAGUGAGCCUGUUGGGACCGAGAAGUGAGAAAAACCAUCAAGGCUUACAGCAAGGAUAUCUGUACACUGCUUCCCUGUACCCUGACAGAAAGGAGGAAUGGGCUGUAACAGAAACUGUGGGCUCAUCACCGGGGCCAUCAUUGGUGCUGUGCUGGCUAUCUUUGGAGGAGUUCUAAUACCAGUUGGAGAUAAUCUGAUAGGCAAAGCAGUAAAAAAGGAAGCUGUCAUUGUCAAUGGUACUGCUGCUUUUCAAAAUUGGCUUGUGCCAGGAAGCUCAGUUUUCAGGGAAUUUUGGAUUUUCCAUGUGUUAAAUCCUUCAGAGGUUAUGGAUGAGGGGGCUCAACCAAAAUUUGAACAAAGAGGACCUUACACAUACAGGGUGCGAUAUUUACCCAAAGAAAAUGUCACAGAAGGUGAGAAUGGCACAAUAUCCUACAUGUUGCCUAACGCUGCUGAUUUUGAACGUGGUAUGUCUGUUGGGCCAGAAAAUGACACCGUGACCGUCCUCAACCUCGCUGUUGUAGCUGUACCUGCCGUGUUCCCAAGCAGUUUAAUGCAAUCAAUAAUAAACACUUGGGUUAAAUCUUCCAAGUCAGCCAUUCUUCAGAACAGAACAGUCCAAGAAAUACUGUGGGGAUACAAGGACCCCUUCUUAGACCGUGUCCCCUUCCCCACUGUGAACCCAAUUGUGGGAGUCUUCUACCCGUAUAAUGGGACAAGUGAUGGACCUUACACUGUGUACACUGGGACAGAAGAUAUUGCACAAACAGCAGUAAUUGAAAGCUAUAAAAAUAAAAGGACUCUUUCUUACUGGGAAGGUCACUGUGAUAUGGUUAAUGGCACAGAUGGAGCAUCCUUCCCACCAUUUGUUAAGAAGGAUCAGGUGCUACGUUUCUUCUCCUCUGAUAUUUGCAGAUCAAUCUAUGGAGUUUUCUACGGCAAGCAGGUUGUGAAGGGAAUCACACUGUAUCGUUUUGUAGUUCCUCGUGAAGCAUUUGCAUCGCCAGCUGAAGUCGGAGACAAUUAUUGCUUCUGUACAGAUACAGAAAUAUCAAAGAACUGCACGGUAGCUGGAGUCCUGGACAUCAGUGCCUGCAAAGCAAAAAGACCGGUAUAUAUCUCUCUUCCUCAUUUUCUUCAUGCAAGUGAAUCUGUAUUGCAAGAUGUUGAAGGCCUGAGUCCAAAUGAAAAGGAGCAUGAGACAUAUCUAGACAUAGAGCCCGUGACUGGUUUGACACUACGAUUUGCAAAAAGGCUGCAAGUAAACCUCCUUGUGAAGCCUUCAAAAUAUAUCGAGCCUUUAAAAAAAGUUAAAAAACCCUAUGUGUUCCCUCUUCUUUGGCUAAAUGAGUCUGCUGUUAUUGGGGAUGAGAAGGCAGAAAUGUUCAGAAGUAAAAUCUCCGCUCGGCUCGAGCUGCUGAGCAUGCUGCAGAUGGCAUUAAUGAUCGGAGGCUCUGUGCUGUUCCUGGCCUUCAUGGGGUCCUAUUUCAUAUGCAGGUCGACGAAUACGAAAUAA
Molecule: messenger RNA, 1953 nt
Organism: Cinclus cinclus
Lineage: Eukaryota; Metazoa; Chordata; Aves; Passeriformes; Cinclidae
Gene: CD36
Product: CD36 molecule (CD36 blood group)
Exons: 12
Coding region: 535-1953 (472 amino acids)
Biological process (GO): receptor-mediated endocytosis; amyloid-beta clearance by cellular catabolic process; lipoprotein transport
Cellular component (GO): cell surface; cytoplasm; caveola
Molecular function (GO): low-density lipoprotein particle receptor activity; scavenger receptor activity; low-density lipoprotein particle binding
Source: RefSeq, a predicted model, not a curated record